Molecule: messenger RNA, 2136 nt
Organism: Parnassius mnemosyne (clouded apollo)
Lineage: Eukaryota; Metazoa; Arthropoda; Insecta; Lepidoptera; Papilionidae
Source: the annotation of a GenBank genome assembly
AUGUACAAAUUUACGACUCAUUUAACAAAUCCAAAUUUGGUUCUGGUCAGAAAACAAAUUGGAGACGCAUCAUGCACAGCACUAAUAGUUAUGCGAGCUCCACGGCGCCGUUAUGCACAGCAAGAAAAAGAAUCCUGUCCACCUCCACCAAAACCAGCACCUAAAUCCCAUAAGCUCUUCUGGGGCACUCUCGGGGCUACUGUGCUUACAGGCGCAGCGGUUGUAUAUGCUAAAAGCAGUCCAGAUGCCCGAAAUUGGUUAGAAUCAAAUGCACCAUGGGCAAAUGAUUUUAUUGCUCUUGUGUACCAAGAGAACACAACAUACUGGAAAUCCACAGUCAAUCAAUUCAACAAAGCUACCAGUGCUAUCAGUAAUUUUAUGUUUGGAAAGGAAGGUGUAUCGCCACUUGAUUUCAAACAAAGGUCAGAACAAGACUUAGAAAAAGAUGCAGCUAAAGCUUUCGCGAAAAAGGACUAUGAAUUACCCCCUCCAAAAUUUGAACCACUGUACAUUGAAGAAAAGCCAGCAGUGACUCCAGAAGUUGAAACUACUGCUACAUUAGUUCAAACAGAGAAAUGCGAACCGCAAGAACCUCAACCUAUAGUGAUAACUAAAGACAUGGUGGAGUUGGAGCACGAAAUGCACGAAAACACGAAGAUCGCCAUGGACAAUUAUAAACAGGCAACACAGUAUUGCAUCGAUUAUAACAAGGCGCUGUUUAAAGUAGUGGAGUCCCCUCUUGAAGAUUUGGACAAAAAACACUUUUCGGCACUUCGAGGCGCUCAAAACGAGAGGGAUUCUACUAUAAAAAAGGCGCAGCAGGCUGCUACUAAAGCGAAAUGCGCUAUUGAGACUCUGGACCGCAUGAUAAAAGCGGGAGUUAAAGCCCCACCAGAAACCAUUGCGGCGACGCAACGUUACAUUAAGAAGUUCCGAGCUGAUCUUCAUGAAGCUGAGACAAGAUAUAAGGAAGAAUUGGAGAAAGCAACCCUCAGCGACAAGUAUUGGAAUAAGGUAGAAGCAGCCAGAAAUGCGUUCAGAGAAGAGUUGCAGAUGUUGUUCCCAGGAGUCGAUUUAAGCGCUCGCAAACUCGAACUUAAAGGGGACACUGAUUUACUUUUAAUGUAUGCAUUGAAAAAGGUCCAAUAUUUGCAAAAUGCAAUUGCGGAGCUUCAAACAGUGAGGGAACAGAAAAUUAACAGAGCUAUUGAGUGCCACGACGAAAGGGCUAUCAUUGAAGCAAAAGUUGAAGAAGUAGUCAAACGGGAGCUGCUGCAAAAGGAGUUGGAAUUCCAAAAGAAGAGCUUAGAGGUACAAGCGGUUGCAAACAGACAGCUGAAGGAACAGUUAAAGAGACAGUUUGAGAUUCAGCAAGAGAUACUUCAGGAGAGACUUGCAAAGAAGGACAAAGAGGUAUUAAGUAAAUUCAAUAAAGUCGUGUCGGAACAAGUGGAGAAAGAACGAGUCAUUUUCAAGAAAGAUAUGGCAGCGAUGGCCGGCAAACUGAUGGCUAUAGAGCAAACUCUAAAACAGAGGGCGAAGGCUGAGGCAGAAGCUCGUCGUUCGCAGUCACUAUGGGCGGCUGCCGAAGCCCUGCUCGCAGCUACACGGAGAGGCGGCUCUGAGGCUAAAAUUGACAACGAAAUCAAAGCGCUCGAGAAAGCGGGUAAAGAUGAUAAGCUGGUGCAAACUGUGUUACAAGGCAUUCCUCAAGAAGCACGCGAAAAGGGAAUCGCAACUGAAAAAACGCUGCUAGAGAAAUUCGACAAGAUGGAAAAGACCGCAGUAAAAGUAGCUCUCGUGGGACGCGACGGCGCAUCACUGCCUGUGUACUUCCUAUCGUGGCUUCAAUCGAAAUUGCUGUUCCAAAAGUUCGCCGAAAUUCCCAAGGAUGAAUUGGAGAACAAGCCAAUGGACUUUACCAAAUUGGAUACGUUUGACAUAAUCCAGAGAGCGAGGUACUUCAUGGAACACGGUGACUUACAAUCGGCCCUACGGUAUGUGAACCUGCUGCAAGGCGCGCCCCGCGCGGCCGCGGCCCCCUGGGCGGCGGCGGCGCGCCGGCACCUGGAGGUGCGGCAGGCCGCUGAGGCGGUCAUGGCACACGCCUCUGUGUCCGGCCUCUUGUACUUGUAG